AUGGUGCAGUGUCACUCCCUAAUCCCGGGGCCUAUAGACCUGCGGGAUAAAGCAGCUGUCGAGUCCCAUUAUGAAGGGGAGUUGGCAGCUUGUCGAGAUCCAGGCAGUCGGAUUCUGGACAUCCCUUGCAAAGUGUGCGGAGAUCGCAGCUCAGGGAAGCAUUACGGUGUUUACGCCUGUGACGGCUGCUCGGGGUUCUUCAAGAGGAGCAUCCGGAGGAACAGAACCUACGUUUGCAAAUCUGGCUCUCAGGGUGGCUGCCCCGUGGACAAAACCCACAGAAACCAGUGCAGAGCGUGCCGUUUGAAGAAGUGUCUGGAAGUGAACAUGAAUAAAGACGCCGUCCAACACGAAAGGGGCCCCCGGACGUCCACCAUCCGCAAACAAGUCGCCCUAUAUUUCCGGGGCCACAAAGAGGUGAACGGAUCGUCGACCCAUUUCCCGGGAUCCUCUCUGCCUGGCCCUCCCUUCUUCACCACGGUCACGCAACUGGAGCCUCACAACCUGGAGAUGAGCGCGGUGGCCACCACCCCGGAGAGACAGGCCAUCGUGGGCCUGGCUCAGCCCACACCGAAGUAUCCACAUGAAGUCAGCGGCACUCCGAUGUACCUCUAUGAGGUGGCCACAGAGUCUGUGUGCGAGUCUGCAGCUCGCCUCCUUUUCAUGAGCAUCAAGUGGGCCAAAAGUGUUCCCGCAUUCUCUACCCUGCCUUUAUCAGACCAGCUCAUUCUGCUGGAAGACGCGUGGAGGGAAUUAUUUGUUCUGGGUAUUGCGCAGUGGGCCAUUCCUGUGGACUCCACCACUCUUCUUGCUGUUUCUGGGAUGAACACUGAAAACACCGAGUCUCAGAGGAUGAAUAAGAUCAUGUCUGAGAUUCAGGCACUUCAGGAGGUGGUCACCAGGUUCAGACAGAUGCGCCUGGAUGCCACAGAGUUCGCCUGUUUGAAAUGCAUCGUGACAUUCAAAGCCGUUCCUACGCAUGGCAGCACUGAGAUAAGAAGUUUCCGCAACGCCAGCGCCAUUGCUGCACUACAAGACGAAGCACAGCUCACUCUCAACAGCUACAUACACACCAGGUAUCCCACUCAGCCAUGCCGCUUCGGGAAACUCCUCCUUCUCCUGCCGGCUCUCCGCUCUGUCAGCCCGUCCACCAUAGAGGAGGUUUUCUUUAAGAAGACCAUCGGGAACGUCCCCAUCACCAGGCUACUCUCCGACAUGUACAAGUCCAGCGAUAUAUGAGCACGCGCACAUAUGGGCUAUGGAAAAGACUUGAACUGAAGCCGCACAGCAGAAGUGUCAAUCAUAGCAUGUGUACCUUUGCCUCCAGUGAAACAAAGACUUCAACAAAGCCAGAAUUCACCGAGUAGCCUGUUAACAGUCAGUAUAGUCGAGGAAUAGCUUGUAACUUUCAUUAUAGUGACUGGAGCGAAACAGCCGCCAUAUUUGCUGUGGGCACAGAGAGCCUGCACUGUUUACAGACUCCGAAGAGCGUGUGUCAAGUAUGUCCUACAUAAAAAUAUUAUCUAUUCACAAGUUUUCCGAGUCUCUGAGACCAAUGAGCUUGACGACCAAUCCAGUCUUUUAUUGCUGUAUUCAAUCCCAGUGGAGGAAACCAAAUAAAGAUGACGCAUGCGUAGUGGGGACGUAAAUCGCUGUCCUCCUGAUCCGGUGCUGAAACCAAACGCAUGAGGAAACGAAAGAAAAGCGAAACCCUCGAAAGAAAUAAGAAGGAAAAAGACUUAUAUUUGUGCUGGCAUUGCCUCCAGACUGUAAAACCACAAUCAUUUGAUGAUGGUGUUUGUAUUUAAGUGGUGACUGUCCUGUUUGUGUUGUUGUGUCCUGUAUGAGGCGCAGCAGUCGAGAUGUUUAGGUCGACUUUGUCAAGUUAGACACUAACACCGGAUAAAAUGAUGUUCAGCACUUGGAAAUUCUCUUUUGUGGCCUGUGAUGUUUUUAUUCUGUUGUAAA
Cheilinus undulatus (humphead wrasse) is the source of this 1968-nucleotide messenger RNA. RefSeq names its product nuclear receptor subfamily 2, group E, member 1 (gene nr2e1). Bases 1 to 1239 code for a protein of 412 amino acids. Gene Ontology annotation, molecular function: nuclear receptor activity; RNA polymerase II cis-regulatory region sequence-specific DNA binding; zinc ion binding. The record is from RefSeq and is a predicted model, not a curated record. The transcript has 9 exons. Gene Ontology annotation, biological process: anatomical structure development; cell differentiation; negative regulation of transcription by RNA polymerase II. NCBI's taxonomy places the organism in Eukaryota, Metazoa, Chordata, Actinopteri, Labriformes, Labridae.